AUGAGUGUGUUUUGGUUGUGUUUCAACUGCUGCAUUGCAGAACAGCCUCAGCCUAAAAGACGGCGGCGGAUUGAUCGAAGCAUGAUUGGGGAGCCAACAAACUUUGUUCACACAGCUCAUGUAGGAUCAGGAGACCUAUUCAGUGGAAUGAAUUCAGUCAGCUCAAUUCAGAACCAGAUGCAAUCUAAGGGAGGCUAUGGAGGUGGCAUGUCUGCUAAUGUUCAGAUGCAGCUUGUAGAUACGAAGGCAGAAUAACCUUGGGUAAACCUAUUCUGUUUAUGUGAGUUGCUGUAUCUUCUUUCCUGUGUCCUCUUUUGCCUUGGUGACUGCUUUCUGUGCUCAUGACAAGAGAAGUGAUGGCUCAUUGUUCACCCUUCGUGAUUAGUCCAGUGAAAAGUUGCUGUUCUGCUCUGAUGAUGCCAUUUAUCAGAUUGGUCCGACUGUGCCUUACAGUGGCAUGCACGCGUUGGCCUCUACCAGUGUCAUGGACAUAGAGCUGUUUAGGAUUGGUUUUAGCUUUUUGUUUGUUUUAAGGCAAGUUAAAGCACCAACCUUAGCUAUCCUCAUUCCUCACAAAUACUAAUGCGCAACAUUCUGUUGCUUUUUAGUCUUUCGUCAUUUCUUCAUUCAAGUAAUUUAGAAAUAAAUGAGUUGACAUUAAUGUGUUCAAUCAUCUAACGUUCAUACCCAUUUCUGAAAGGUCUGGGACCUGCAAGCACAAAUAAUUAUUUCAUACAAAAUCAACAGAGUAGAUGACCGCAUGCUUUGUGAGGUUGCUUUGUAUGGUGGCCUGCUUGGUGCUCAAAGAAAAAAAGAUUGCUUACUGCAGAUGUGAAAAAUUUAGCUGUGGCACCAAGUCAUGCCUGCUUCUGAAAAAGAACUUGUGACUUAGCUGCUUCAGAGUUAUGUUUUUAUUUUAGUUUUUAUCCAACUGGUCUUGAUAAAAUAAAGAGAGAGCUUGCAUUCAUGAGGCAUUUGUUGUAAAUGUUCGGUAUAUUUAUUUUGAAAGAGCUGACCUUGAGACUGUAAACCAGUGUA
Acanthisitta chloris (rifleman) is the source of this 1038-nucleotide messenger RNA. RefSeq names its product CDC42 small effector 2 (gene CDC42SE2). Gene Ontology annotation, biological process: regulation of Rho protein signal transduction. NCBI's taxonomy places the organism in Eukaryota, Metazoa, Chordata, Aves, Passeriformes, Acanthisittidae. The transcript has 4 exons. The coding region runs from base 1 to 255 and encodes 84 amino acids. Gene Ontology annotation, molecular function: small GTPase binding. The record is from RefSeq and is a predicted model, not a curated record. Gene Ontology annotation, cellular component: plasma membrane.